Messenger RNA from Kickxella alabastrina, 3203 nucleotides. RefSeq lists its product as uncharacterized. Gene Ontology annotation, molecular function: Arp2/3 complex binding. The record is from RefSeq and is a predicted model, not a curated record. The coding region runs from base 418 to 3063 and encodes 881 amino acids. Lineage: Eukaryota; Fungi; Kickxellomycota; Kickxellomycetes; Kickxellales; Kickxellaceae. Gene Ontology annotation, biological process: endocytosis. The transcript has a single exon.
CUUACUUUUGUUUUGUCCCCGGCCGAUUUAAUCAUUUGGAAUAUUCGCCUUUUCAUUUUCAUUUUCGGUUUGGCUUUCUUUUGAAAUUUUCAUUUUAUUUUUGUACUUUCAGAUAGACCUUGUUCCCCUCUUUUGUCAACACCACAGCCCCCCUUGCGUUGCCUUUAUAAAAUCGCCUUGCAAUAAAAAUAAACCCAAAGGCCAAAAAGGCGGUGGCGAAAGGCAGCCGCUUUUUAUAUUUCCAACCACAAGCUAAUUUUCCACUUUCGCUUUCAUUUUAUUCCACUUAAUAUUUUUUGUACUUUUAAACUGCCACUUUAACUUGUCUGUACCACACAUUGUUACAACUGUACAUUAUCACAAUAACCUAAUUGCCUUUUUUAUAUAAACAUUUGCAACAGCUACAACUCGCGGCCAAUGACGGAAAUUCCAGCGACAACUGCAUUAUCAGCUACCUCUCACACAGACCAGUUUCCCGCCUCCGUGCGGCGUGGGAGGUCCUCCCGGUUUUCGGUUCUCCUUGAGGGCAGCGUCGACUACGCAUCGUACCGUGCAGCAUACGGGCGACAAUUCCUCCAGCAGCAGCCAAAGUUUGACUCGUUAAAAGACGCCGAAAUUGAACUAAAAUGCGUCCUUCAUGACUCCACAUUUACACAGCAAGCCAUGGACGUGUCCAUAAUGGCGGAGAACGUGGCAUUGGCCGUGGACUGGUUCAUUAGCGCCCUGGUGCUGCUGUUCGACUGUGACGAGCCGUUUCAGAAUCCGGAAUUCAUCCAGCUAUGCUGCAUGUUCUUUGCCUCGCCACUGUACGAGAACAACACGCGGCUGGUCCAGAGGCACCUGGUCAAGCGGGCGUACGCGGAGCUGAAUAUCGGGCCUGAGGACUCGUACAAGGACACACUGUGGCUUCUCUUGGCGUUCUUGCAUUUAAUCACAGAGUUCCAGCCGGACACACACCUGCUAUGCAAGGACAGCGGCCUGUUCCCGCUCUUGCAACGGCUGGCUGUGGGGUGCUCGGAGCAUCCGAAUUUGCAGGUCCUCGGCAUGUCGCUGAUGUUUGAGAUUGCCCAGGCAGUGACGCUAUCGCAGACGGACUUUGCCUGCGUCACUAAUGAGUCGCUGCAGUUUCUGCUCGAGUAUAUCGAGCGCAUGCGGUACGCCGAGAGUGACGUGUACAACAACACAGGCACAAAGUUAGUGCUGGCUCUGAAUGAGCAGUUUCUGCGCCAAAGCGGAUAUGCAUCCAUACCGUCAUCGCCAGUCGGCAUGUCCAACGGAUGCAGGGAUUCGCAGGGCGCGGCACUGCAGCACCGCGUGCUGGUGGAUAAACUAGCCUCUGCCAGGGCACUGGACCAGCCGAUGGCACCUCUGGACGCUAGCAUUUUGGCGGUGCCCGAGGAACGGCCACCUCGCCAGCAACUGCAUAUUCGCCCGAUGUCAGAAAUCCUGACAUCGCCGUCACUGGGACACGAGCAUGAGCGGGAGUUUGGCGACGAUGGCGAAUACGCCGGUGUGGCGGAAACCGCCCACGCAUUGGCCUUGCUCACCGCUGCUCCCCUUCGCAACCCGGCACUGCGCACGCUGCCACUGGAUUCGCACUUGCUUUCACGCAGCCGAUCGAUGGACUUUCGGGCACAGAUCAAGGACAAGUCGCACGAGUUCUACAGCGGCGGAUUACAGGCCAGCGAGAUGAACGGCAAGCCCAGCACAGUGGGCGUACUUAGGAGUAGGUGCAAGAGUAGUAGCAGCAGUCCAAGACAAUCUGCAAUGCGUCUGUUCCUGGCAUCCACUCCGGUGGUGGCCAUCUUGGCGAACCGCAUAGACUGUUGCAAGACGUUCACCGAGAACCUUGUGUUUCUGCUGAACCGCGAAACAGACCCGGCAACGCAGGUGCUGAUCCUGCACAUGCUCAACUGCAUCCUAGUCGAUCCCAGCACGGCAGGCAUUCUGUACACGAACGACAUGCAUGUGCUGGUCGACAUCAUCCUUCGCGACCUGAGCAAUCUCUCGGAGGGCGUGCAGAGGCUGCGACAGGCGUACAUACUCGUCGUCAACGCACUGCUGCGCAAUCCCGUUUAUUUGGCUGCCCGCCAUAGGCUAUCCGACAUUGAGCUGUGCAUGGUCAAUAUGCUCAGGCAGUCCCUCGUGUGCUCACAAGAGCCGGCUGGUUUGGCGGUGGGCUUGCGGCGAGGGAGUACCAGUUCAUCAGUCACUAGGCACAACUCGAUGACAUCAGAUGUUAUUGCGCCCUUGGAUGUGAGGCGCAGCAGUCGUGUGGCAUCGCCGGUCUCGUCCUUGUCGUCGUCGAUGAGCGAGGAUACGUUCUUUCAGCGGCCGGUCGAUGACCCACCGGCGCCCGGAGCUGCUCCCAAAGCGUCCCGGCGCCCGGCCCCGCCACCGCCGCAGAGAUCCAGAACCGUUUCAAGCCAGUCAAGAUCUAAUGCGACUAUCCCCCCGGCGCAUAGCCGGCGACGCGCACCGCCGCCACCGCCUCCCCCAGUAUAUGCCCCUAAGAACCUGCACCCAGCGCCGCCCGAACCCUCGGCUGUCAACCACCAUGCUCGUGUCCAUCAAAGAAGGCCGCCGCCACCGCCACCGCCACCGCGUAACUUCACGCAAGUUGCUCCAUCGCCAAAACCAUCCACGCCCUCGAGAGCUCCGACGCCGCCACCGCGCACUGGCAUUUCUGCCUCUUCUGCUGCCAUGGUGAGCGAAAAGCAACGGCCAGCGGAGCAGACCGGGAUGAGGCGGCAGCUGUCUGUAAAAAAGAGCGUGUCCAAGUAUAAACGCAACAGCAUCAGGCUUGCGCCGCCGCCGCCGCCAAGAUCCCGCAUAUGCAGCAACGGGUCAUCUAAAAUGCCAGUUUCGCCGGUGAUUGAGGUUGAGGAUGACGUCUGUAGUAGCGUAGAUGACGUUGAUGAGGAUGAGGAUCUGCAGUCAUUGAAAUCGGGGUUCGGUGAUAGCGUUGAAGGCCGCAGGGCUACGCGCAAGCUUGUCGAGAACGCGUUGCGAGGGUGCCAUGAGGCUCGCGUUGCUGUUGUGUCGCGUAGUCCGAUGUGCUGAGUUUACUACUUUUUUCGGGUUUAUCGUUUGUGGCUCGGUUCGAUUAAUCAUCGUACAUCUUUAGAUAAAAAUAACAGAGCUCGGCUCGAUCAAGAUAAUACCCUGUAAAGUCAAUUUUGACAUUCUUUGAAAAAUUUAAG